UGAACAUCUCUGGUAAUAACAGUCUUAGACAAUCAUCAACACUUUAAAAAAGAAUGAAGACUGCCACAGUUUUUGUUUUUCUUGCCUGUCUGCUUGCAACAGAAGUACAAGGGCAGAACAAGUUUCACAAAGGCAGGUGCUUCUGUGCUGACAAAGGAGUGGAUGUGGUUUUACUGAAGAACGUUGAGAAGUUUGAAAUCAUCCCUCCAAGUCCAUCUUGUGGAAAACAGGAGAUUAUUGUCACUCUUAAGAGCGCAGAGCGGAAAUGCAUGAAUCCAGAGUCUAAAUUCACCCAGAAUUUAAUCAAGAGGGCUCUUGAAAAGAUUGCCCACCAGUAGAUGCACAGUAUGAUUCCGGAUUAGCUGCUGUGUUAUAAUGCCACUGAAGAACAUGCUGAUGCUCAUGAAAUCAGAGUAGUGUAAAUAUUUUCUGGAUUUUAACUUUUGCAACUGACUGUGAAAUAAUUAUAAAAAAAUACAAAUAAAAUAAAAAAAAGAUCAUUUUGUGUAUAUUCUUGUUUUAUGUUCAUAAAACUAAUAAACACUGUUGUUGCUGUUAUACAAUCCA
Messenger RNA from Cyprinus carpio (common carp), 567 nucleotides. Its product is annotated as C-X-C motif chemokine 11-6. Gene Ontology annotation, cellular component: extracellular region. The record is from RefSeq and is a predicted model, not a curated record. Gene Ontology annotation, molecular function: chemokine activity; CXCR chemokine receptor binding. NCBI's taxonomy places the organism in Eukaryota, Metazoa, Chordata, Actinopteri, Cypriniformes, Cyprinidae. Gene Ontology annotation, biological process: chemokine-mediated signaling pathway; antimicrobial humoral immune response mediated by antimicrobial peptide; neutrophil chemotaxis.